AUGCCAAUCAGAAGAACCAUUGGGGAAACUACAACCGACAGCCCACCAGCGCAGAGCCCUUCAGAAAUGUCUUCUGUUGACGCUCCAGUCGUUGACACGCCCGUUGAAACUGCUGCAACUUUUAUUUCAGAGGAAUCUUUUCAGAAUGAUGAUAUUGUUAGUGGCAGCAGAAUCGAAUCCAAGUUUAUUAGUCAUUUGGAAAAUUACAAAAUUUUAGGUGCUGUUAUUGAACCAGCUGGAAACUUUUUGGCGCCAACUAUUGUGAGGAUUAGGGCUGCCACACCUGAAUCCGUUGCUUCUACCAUUAAAAGUGUGGAUGAACUUUUUGAUAGUAUGCUCACCGCUGUUGAUGCUACAAUUCUUCCGGACGUUUUGAAAAGGGUCCCAAACAGAAGAGUUUCAGAAAAUCAAUGA
Saccharomycopsis crataegensis is the source of this 414-nucleotide messenger RNA. RefSeq lists its product as uncharacterized. Lineage: Eukaryota; Fungi; Ascomycota; Saccharomycetes; Ascoideales; Saccharomycopsidaceae. The coding region runs from base 1 to 414 and encodes 137 amino acids. The record is from RefSeq and is a predicted model, not a curated record. The transcript has 2 exons.